Messenger RNA from Dunckerocampus dactyliophorus (ringed pipefish), 1493 nucleotides. RefSeq names its product ELAV-like protein 1. The transcript has 8 exons. NCBI's taxonomy places the organism in Eukaryota, Metazoa, Chordata, Actinopteri, Syngnathiformes, Syngnathidae. Gene Ontology annotation, cellular component: ribonucleoprotein complex. Gene Ontology annotation, molecular function: RNA binding. The record is from RefSeq and is a predicted model, not a curated record. The coding region runs from base 230 to 1291 and encodes 353 amino acids.
AGAAGAAGAAGAGAAAGCCGAAGAAGAAGAAGACAACCACGAAGACGACUACGCAGGCAAAUCUGCAGCAUUGUCUCCGCGUGACCCUUCCUUUUGGUAAAAUUUAAGUUUAGCGACUCGUGUUGCGUUUUUAUUUGAAGGAGAAGAAGAACCCAAGGAGCUUUGUGUGAAUCCUGACAGUUCGUGAUCUUCCAAGAUCCGGCUUUGAUCAGUCACUUCAGUGGUCGCCAUGGCGCUGAGACGAGGACACAUCAGGUACUUGAAGGUGUGCGAGGUGCAAACAUCUCAGAGCGACGUCAGAGAUGGCCAAGGAGGUGGAAAGGAGAUGUACGACAACGGCUACAACGACCAGAUGAUGGAGGACGACAACUCCAGAACCAACCUGAUCGUCAACUACCUGCCGCAGAGCAUGAACCAGGACGAACUUCGCAACCUGUUCAGCAACGUUGGCGAGGUGGAGUCGGCUAAGCUGAUCAGGGACAAAGUUGCAGGCAACAGUUUAGGUUACGGCUUUGUUAACUUUGUUAACGCUAGUGAUGCCGAGAGGGCAAUCAGUUCCCUCAACGGCCUGAGGCUACAGUCUAAAACUAUCAAGGUGUCGUAUGCACGUCCGAGCUCGGACACCAUCAAAGAUGCUAAUCUGUACAUUAGCGGUCUGCCACGCAAUUUGAGCCAACAGGACCUGGAAGACAUGUUUUCUCGCUACGGACACAUCAUCAAUUCUCGAGUGCUGGUGGACCAGGCCUCAGGUUUGUCGCGGGGCGUAGCCUUCAUCAGAUUUGACAAGAGGGCCGAGGCCGAGGACGCCGUCAAACAUCUCAACGGGCAAUCGCCUCCCGGCACCUCUGAGCCAAUCACGGUCAAGUUUGCCGCCAAUCCCAACCAGGCCCGGAACUCUCAACUGAUGUCGCAAAUAUACCACGGUCAAUCACGACGUUUUGGAGGACCUGUCCACCACCAGGCGCAGAGGGUCAGAUUCUCUCCGAUGAGUGUUGACCACAUGGGUGGAGGGGGUGGAGCUUCAGGGGGCUCGUCGGGUUGGUGCAUCUUUAUCUACAACCUGGGCCAGGAAGUGGACGAGGCCAUCCUCUGGCAGCUCUUUGGGCCUUUCGGUGCUGUUGUAAAUGUGAAGGUGAUACGGGAUUUCAACACUAACAAGUGCAAAGGCUUCGGCUUCGUCACCAUGACCAACUACGAGGAGGCCGCCUUGGCCAUCCACAAUCUGAACGGCUACAGACUGGGAGACAAAGUCCUCCAAGUGUCAUUUAAAACCAGUAAAGGUCACAAGUAGAGGACACACCAUUGUUCAUAGAAAGGUUUAGUGAGGUGUUAAGUUUUGCAAAUAUUAUUAAAGCGUUUCAACAGGUUUUGUUGUCCACCUAAUAAUUAUCUUAAAUAUAAUUGACAGUUGUUUAAGACAAUAAGGACUGUCAUUGUAUGCAUUUUUUUUUUGUGUCAUGGUGGGAAGAAUAAAGACUAUUUGUCUAACUUGA